This is a messenger RNA of Alnus glutinosa, 2770 nucleotides long. Its product is annotated as protein FAR-RED IMPAIRED RESPONSE 1-like. The record is from RefSeq and is a predicted model, not a curated record. The transcript is spliced from 4 exons. Gene Ontology annotation, biological process: regulation of DNA-templated transcription. The coding region runs from base 347 to 2443 and encodes 698 amino acids. Gene Ontology annotation, molecular function: zinc ion binding. NCBI's taxonomy places the organism in Eukaryota, Viridiplantae, Streptophyta, Magnoliopsida, Fagales, Betulaceae.
UGUCUCCAAUUUUCCUUUUCCCCAUUCAUCUUUUCACCCAAAAUCCCCCCUCCAUAUCCAUCUUCCCUCUCCCCCCGCCCAACGCCGACUAAUCAAAACCCAACCUCCGAGCGCCGGUGACCACGCCGACCCAGCCUCCGGCGACCUCAGAUCUGGAAAAAAAAAAAAGAAACAGCCCCUGCUAUUAAGUUUCCAUCUCGGACAGCUGAAUCCAUGCAUUUAUUUGGUAUCUAACAUCUGCAAGCACCCUGGACUGGGCAGUAUAUAACAGGUCCUCCCCGCUCUUCCUCGUUCACAGAAAUUACCAGACUCUGAGAAAGCCAGAGUACCAGAGCCCAAUUUACAGAUGGACUUGUCACAAUCGGCCUUGAUUUCACAGUGCGAAGAUGAUUAUUCGCUGACACAUGAACAAUUUGAUGAUGUUGUGCCCUUGGAAAUGGACCCUCAAAAUGCUGGAAAUGAAACUGUAGCUGAUGUAGAGUUGACAGAGAGUGUGGACAAUUGCAGUACCGAGUUCAAGCUCAUAGAUGAAGUUGAAAAUGUUAAGGAACCUAAAGAAGCAAUGAUAUUUAGCUCCAUAGAGGAACUUAGUAAUUAUUAUAGGAGUUAUGCAAAGCAAGAGGGUUUUGAUGUGGUACGGAAGAAGCAAAAAAAGAAUGAAAGUGGGUAUGCACAUUACAUCAGUCUAGGAUGUUCUCGUCAAGGCAGCAGAAAAUCCAGCUCAAGUAAUAGCUUUUGCAAGCCUAGUCAAACAAUUAGAACGGGGUGUAAGGCCACUUUGAAUGCAAAGUUAGUUGGUACAAAGUGGUAUGUGACUAGUGUAUCUACUGACCAUAAUCAUGGUUUAAGCCCAGGCAAAGCGAGAUAUUUUAAAUGCCAGAAGAAUUUGGAUUCUGUUUCGAAGAGAAAGCUUGAGAUAAAUGAUAGAGCUGAAAUAAGUACGAAUAAGAUUUAUAACUCAUUAGCUGUUGAAGCGGGGGGGUGUGAGAGUCUUGCAUUUGGAGAAAAAGAUUGUAGUAAUUUUAUUGCGAAGUCAAUACAUCUUCGCCUUGGUACAGGAGGUGCUGCAGCACUUUGUGACUAUUUUAGUAGAAUGCAAAAAGUGAAUGAUGAUUUCUACUUUGAGAUGGAUUUGGAUGAUGAAUGUAGGUUGAGAAAUGUGUUUUGGGCUGAUGCACGAAGUAGGGCAUCAUAUGAAGAUUUCGGGGAUGUCGUUGCAUUUGACACGACAUACUUGACUAAUAGAUACGAAAUGCCAUUUGCUCUUUUUGUGGGAGUGAAUCAUCAUGGCCAGUCAAUACUUUUUAGUGCGGCAUUAAUCUCAAGUGAGGAUACAGCGACAUUUGUAUGGUUGUUUGAGGCAUUGUUGAAAUGCAUGAACGGCCGAUCGCCAAAGACAAUUAUAACAGAUCAAGAUGUGGCUAUGAAAAGUGCAAUUAAUAAAGUUUUCUCGAAUGCCCAACAUAGAUUUUGUUUAUGGCACAUAUUAAAAAAACUUCCAGAAAAAUUUGGAUCACAUUCACAGUACAAUGCCAUUAAGAGUGCCUUGCGAAGUUGUGUGUAUGAUUCUCAAACAUGUGAUGAGUUUGAUGCAAGUUGGAAAAGUCUAGUUGAGUGUUUUAAUUUGGAGGAUAAUGCAUGGCUGCAUGGUUUAUACAGUGAGCGGACUUUCUGGGUACCAGCAUAUUUGAAGGGUGUAUUUUGUGCUGGCAUGACUACCACACAACAGAGUGAGGAAAUGAAUACAUUUUUUUAUGGUUAUGUGCAUUCGUCGACCACAUUGAAGGAAUUUGUGGAUCAAUAUGAUAACGCUUUGCGUAAGAAGGUUGAGAAUGAAAAUGUUGCUGAUUUCGAUUCUUUUAAUGCCACGGUUUCAUGUGUAAGUAGGUUUUCCUUUGAGAAGCAAUUUCAAGAACUUUACACCAAUGAAAAGUUGAAAGAAGUCCAGGAGGAGAUUAGAGAGGUGCUGUAUUGUAGUCGCUCUCUUUUAAAAAGUGAAGGUGGAAUUAGCACCUAUCAAGUGACUGAACGGGUAGAAAUUAAUGGUGCCUACAUGAAAAAAGUAUGCUUUACUGUUUACUGUAAUGAACCUUCAUGUGAAGUGAAUUGCAGUUGUUGCCGGUUUGAAUCAAGAGGAAUUUUGUGCAGACAUGCCAUAUCUGUGCUGGUCACACUUGAUGAUGUUACAUUGUUGCCGAAAAAAUAUUUUCUAAACAGAUGGAGGAAGGACUUGAAGCGGCCAUAUAAGUUAAUAAAAAGUAGUUAUGAUCCCUUGAGUGGCAACCCUAGUGCAGAACGAUAUUCUGACCUAUGCAAAGAUAUGUUUGCGUUAGCCGCAAUCGCAGCACCAACUGUGGAUCAUUACACGGAAGUGAAAAGUCAUGUUUAUAUGCUAACUAAGAAAUUAAGUGGUCUAAGUUGUGAACAAAGUCCACAUUCCUAAUCACUCCCAGAUGCACUACUAUCGGUAAUUUGUCUAUUGAUUGUAUGGCGGUGGACGUGCAUAGUAUUUAAUGUUUUUUCUAACAUGCUUGAAUCUUUUAUUAAUUGAUGACUUUUCAAAGAUCGCUAGUAGAUGAACUGGACACAAGUGAAGAUUUGUUGCCUUUUGUAACUGAUAUUCAGCAUGACCAAGUUAUUGGAACUCAAAAUAGUGUAGUUAUACAAGUAUUGAAGGAAAAAAAUAAAAAUAAAGAGUUUCAUAGAUGUGUAUUUGAUUCUUAUAUGUUGACAAAUGAUUUUAUUUCCUAUAUGUUAAUCCUACGAAAUA